Molecule: messenger RNA, 1556 nt
Organism: Triticum aestivum (bread wheat)
Lineage: Eukaryota; Viridiplantae; Streptophyta; Magnoliopsida; Poales; Poaceae
Exons: 3
Coding region: 176-1312 (378 amino acids)
Source: RefSeq, a predicted model, not a curated record
AAAAACUUCUAAACGAGAGGGUUGGUUGGCCCAAGCAAAAAGGCCACCUAUUCUUCUUCACCUCCAUCCUGACCUCUUGCCCAGCCGCAGCCAUCGAUCUAGGGUUUUCUUCUUCGCUCAUAGAGUAGAUCGGCGGCGGAGGUCAGGAGAAUCGAAGCGGAGGAAGGGAAGGGCGAUGGCGACCAGGAUGUCAAAGGAGGAGCUGGCGGCGUAUCAGCCGAGGCCGGGGGUGCGCUGUGAGAAGGCGGCGGCGGAAUUCUUGGCGAGGAGGAAGAAGGAGAUGGAGUCCGAGCCUGAGGAGUCCCGCACCGACAUAAACGCGUACGAAGCAGGCCUCUACCGUGUGUUCUGGGAGCAGAUGUUCGGCAAGAACGGUUCCCGCUACGAGGACAUCACAAUGAUCCCUCCCAUGGCUUUCACUGAUCAUGGCUGCAAGUUUGCCGGCGUCCAGUCCACUAUACAGAUUUUUUCCGUCAAAGUCGAGGAGACAACGGGAGGGUUGGUGUGGCCCUUGCAUGUCUACGGUAUGGUUGCGGUCCGUGACGUCGUUGACCACAACCGAAAUGUUAUCUUCCAUCGUGAAAGGGAUAACUGCCAAAUCAUUACCACAAUGGAUCCAUAUCUGGCACUAACGGGUCCUACCCGGGGUGUUGUGGUGUCUGUUCAUCCUGUGUACUUUGAAGUUCAUCUUAAGGUGAAAGGUCAGAAGGAAUCUGAAGACAAAGACCUAGCCUUUCUGGCAGGCUGUUACAGCAGUAAUGGCCCAUGGAGAUCCUGUUUGUUUGAUAGGUCUUGGACCAGCAAGCUCAGCACACUGAAGUUUACUUGUGGCCACUUGGUUGACUCAGUGGAGGCCACAGUGAGCGUGAAACUCAUUGGAGGGACGUGGCCGCAUGGCUAUCGCGGUGUAUUCAAGGCUGAGACGUCCGGUAUUCCUGAGAAGUCCGUGAUGCUACUUGAUUGUCGUGAUGGCAAACUGCCUGUUGAUGGCGAUGGUCACGUGAAGUUUUCGCGGCGCGUUGUUUGCGUUGAGGUUGCUCCUUUGGAUGAGCUUUGUGUCACUAAUCUGAAAGUAUCGAUAGAGGCAGUGCGUAUCAAAGGGAAGAAAGAAAAAGUCAAAGAGAAGAUAAGGAAACAUACGGUGAAGCUUGAGGCUGAUUUUCUGCCCAAGAAAAAGGGUAGAAGCCGGGAGAUUGUAGAGGUUCUCUCAUGUGAAAUGGAAGUGGAGGUUGCGUGGUCUCUUCUGUCGACCUUCAAGGCCAGCUAUAAGAGGGCCAUUGCUGAUCAUCUGGAGAGUCUAAACUUGGUUUAGAUGCUGGUGGUGUAGUGGCUGUGAGAACUGUCUGUUGGAAACUAUGAUUAUCGUAUCUAUGUUAUCAUGUGGCAUGUAUGCACUUAUUAACUAGUAUAGUGUAGUGGAUGUUUAAUUUAUGCACUGGAGCAGUAGUUAAAUUUGGUGUACUGACUAAGCUGAAGUAUGUUGGAGCAGCAACUAAGGAUGUACUACUGUGCUUUAGUAUCAGGUGGUGGCAUGUAUGGACAAAGUUAAUUGCUUC